Molecule: messenger RNA, 843 nt
Organism: Astrephomene gubernaculifera
Lineage: Eukaryota; Viridiplantae; Chlorophyta; Chlorophyceae; Chlamydomonadales; Astrephomenaceae
Source: the annotation of a GenBank genome assembly
CUAAGAAGGACGAGAAGACCGCUGCUCCUGAGGCCGCUGAGCCUAAGGCUGAGGCUAAGCCCAAGGCAGCUAAGGCUCCUAAGAAGGAGAAGGCACCCGCUAAGAAGGUUGUGAAGAAGGAGGCUGCUGAGGGUGGUGCUGAGGGCGCUGAGAAGGCCAAGAAGAAGGUGAAGGUGUCGAAGGCGGAGACCUACAAGCUCUACAUCUACAAGGUGCUGAAGCAGGUCCACCCUGACACCGGCAUCAGCAGCAAGGCCAUGUCCAUUAUGACAUCCCUGGUGACGGACCUCUUCGACCGCAUUGCCACCGAGGCCAGCAAGCUCAGCAAGUACAACAAGAAGCCCACGCUGACUUCCCGCGAAAUUCAGACGGCCGUCCGCCUGGUUCUGCCCGGCGAGCUCGCCAAGCAUGCUGUGUCUGAGGGUACUAAGGCCGUCACCAAGUUCACUUCGGCCUAAGACCACGCAUACUAUUUCCUAUACCAAGUAAAUCGGUGUUUUUCAACACCACCUUUUCCUGGAUUUUCCCUGCCUUCCAGUUGGCCACGAGAGGGGUUUUCCUCCCAUUGUCUUUGCACCUGCAUUUGCAUAAAUCGGUAACAUGCGUCGCACUCGAAUACAUGGUACCUUUGUUAACUAAAAAAAUGUAUGGACGACAAUUUUGUUGUGCAUGGAUGGUGCUGGUUAUCUCUGACAUUGACCAUACGGGUGGCCUUCUCCCCCCACACUUUCUUAUCUAGAGCACACUGCUCAGUGUCCGCAGAGGCCAAACAAAACAUGUUUCGCUCUGUUCAGGGGCCUGUCCACACAGUGCAGGUUUUAACAACAUACACAUACUGGUGCC